Lymnaea stagnalis (great pond snail) is the source of this 7765-nucleotide messenger RNA. NCBI's taxonomy places the organism in Eukaryota, Metazoa, Mollusca, Gastropoda, Lymnaeidae. The record is from the annotation of a GenBank genome assembly.
AUGAAUUGUACCUGGACAAAUCCUGUUCCUUAUGCAGAAUAUGUUCCAAGAGAUACAUUUUUUCUCAUAAAGGAAGGGGAGCUAAGCAAGUAAGUUCACAGAGAAUCCUGAGUUGUUAUCUUUGUUAAUGUUUAUAAAGUAAAGUUAAAAUAAAUAACAUAAUUAUUGCUUUCUAGUUUUACUAUAAAAACAUAUAUUUAGUGCUUUCUAGUUUUACUAUAACUUACAUAUAUUUAGUGAUUUCUAGUUUUAAUAUCAUUAACAUAUAUUUAUUGCUUUCUAGUUUUGUUAUAAUUAAAAAUAUUUUUAAUAAUUUCUAGUUUUAUGUUAAAAAUAUUUAGUGAUUUCUAGUUUUCCUAUUUUAUAAAAAAAAAUUAUUGGAACAUCUAUGUUCUUGGGUGAGAGUGGUCUGAUCAGCUGAAGCUUUACAAUUGAAAUAAAAAUUUACUAAUUCAUGGUUAUUUUCAGAAUUUUUGGUUAAAUUCAAAUAUUUCAUUUCUCUUGUUACACAAAUGAAAAAAAACCUUAAUUUCUCUGCAAGAAUUUAUACCAGUAAUUAUAUUGAUAGACUUCAAUAUUUUCCAUCAAAGUAUUUAUAGCAGCUAAAGUUGCUUACCUUCAGACUGUUCUUCCUCUCCAGUGUAACGCUGUGUCCACAGAAUGAUUCUGUGUCAUGUGUGUGGCCAAAAGAUCAUUUCCAACUGAAAGACACGUAUACCAUCACUGUUGAAGUCUGGAACACAAAGACCGAGAUUCACACAAGUCAAGUUUUUACCCUUAAUGCUGAUGAAAUAGGUGAUACUAAAUAUGACAAUUUUUACCUUUUAUGCUGAGAAAAUAGGUGAUAAUAAACAUGACAAUUUUACCCUUUAUGCUGAGUAAAUGGGUGAUACUAAAUUUUACCCUAUAUACUGAUAAAAUAUGUGAUACUAAAUAUAACAAUUUUCACUUAAUUCUGAUGAAAUAAGUGAUACUAAAUAAUGACAAUUUUUCCCUAUGUGCCGAUGAAAUAUGUGAUACUGAGAAAAUUUUACCCUAUAUGCUAAUGAAAUACAUGAACUGAGAAGGGUUGCACUGAUUACCUAAUUACCAAUGAAUCGGCUACUAAGGCCCCUUUAAAAGGCAUUUCAAAUCUAUUUACAAAAUAAUUAAUCGACGACCGGGGCAGGGUGAUUAGCAGUCGAUUAAAUGGAAAAAUGUGUGUUAAUUUUUAUGAGAUUAAUAAUAUUUCUACACAAAAAAAAAUCACUUAAGGAUGUUGUCAAAACAUUUGACCUGAUGUCAAAAUAUUCGACCUGAUGUAAAAAUAUUCGUGCUCAUAUCGAAUAUUUCGCCUUGUCUAGGGUUGAUGAGCUGAAGAUCUUAGGGUUGCGACGAACUAUCUACGCGUAUGGUCAGACGACCAUUAGGAUCUCGAAGUUCCUCUAAUUAGCGCACUCGUACUCUAUCUUCGUCCAAGGCACUACACUCUGACUCCAUUAAAUAAUACUCUGAGCUUAUUAGCUUGAUCACAUAUAUCAUGUCAUGCAACAUCACCUACAAAAUCCGGAGAUACACAGCAGUUAUCACUAUUUCACAAAAUAGCUCUGCCAGACUCGGCAACACACCUCUUGUCCGUGACCAUAAUACAGCUCUCCCCUUAAAAAUAAUUCUCUCCCCUUGUACAACCUACAAUUCACACGACACCCGCCCAUGACUUGAAAACAUAACCCCAUUGUCACAACACACGCUGAAUCGUUGAUUCCAUGACCUUGAUAGAUGUUACAGACGUGAAAAUGGGUUAAGAGUUUCUUCUUCCGAUAAAAGAAUUCUGUUUUUUUUAACGAUUUUGAGUUAAUAUUGUAGAGAAGCGAGGCAAAUGUUUAAUGAUAAUCUUUAUGAAGAUACAAAUAUAUCGAAUUAUGAUAAUAUAUAAUAUAUUUAAAAGGGUAUUUUAACAUUUUUUUGGGGGUAAAUUCAAGGAAACAUUUUUACAGAAAAACAAAAUGUAGUUCAGGGGUGCGAAAAGGGGGAGGGUGAACCCCAAUAUUAUAUAGUAUAUAAAUAUUUCUAAACAAUGAUGCUAGAAAUGUAAACAUCAUUACAUAGAUACAUCUUUUUAAGUAAGAAAUUCUGAUUCAUUAUUUCCUAAACAUACAUCUCAAGGAAAUUGAAUAUUGUCAUUGUUUUAUUUGUUUUUACAUAAUGCAAAACAUCAAAACCUGUUUCAGUUGUAUACGUAAAAAUUAGAUUCUUGGUGUAGAGACUUCAAAAAAAAUGCCUAAUAUUAUUAUUCCGGUAACAUAGGGUCAUAUAUUCCAGAACUGAAAUAUCAUUCCAAAAAUGAAGUUAGAUAUUUUCUGUUGAAAAUUGACAAAAUACUGAAUGUUGCGCAUUGUUUUGCACACCAAAUUUUAUUGUGUGUUGAUGUCUUGUGGUUAUGCAGUCCUUGUGGAGUGCCCCAUGUUGGAUGGGACUCCAUAUUGUUCUCUUAAAAUUAAGUUGAACUAACCUUGAUGAUUGCCAUUGCUUGUUUCAUUAUCUUCCUUGUGAAGUUGGAUUAGCAACUUAUAUAUUUUGAAGUGGAUUAGCAACAUAAUAUUUUCAACAUUUUUAAUACUUUUUUCAAAGUACUUAAAAGAACAAUGUUUUCAUGAUAAUUUCAAAACCCUGGGGGAAAAAAAGUCUGUCAUGCUUGACAUGUUAACUCUGGUUAAACAAUUUCUGAAGGUGUAAAACUGUCUUUAGGACUAUUGUUUGAGGCCCGCAGGUAGGGUAUAACACUAUCAGUCGGCUUAUUUCUCAAAAUACCUGGACCCUGUGUAAAAAAACAAACUACACCUGGUUAAGCCCUAGUGUAAUAUAUUUCUUAAAGAAAAUUGUUUGAUUUAUGCACAGGCACACACACAAUCUGAACAUGAUAUUUGUUAAUCUGGCAUAAUGAGAACAUGAUUUUUGUUAAUCUGACAUAAUGAUAACAUGAUUUUCGUUCAUCUUAUGUUGCAGUUAAGCCAGCCCCUGUGAAACAUCUUUCAGUUAAAGUACUGUCACUGUCUGACCCUUGCCUUGAGUUGUCAUGGACUCAGGAAUCUCAUGGGCGAACAGUUUAUAGAAUAUCUCAGCAAAAGAAAGUAGAUUCCGAAUUCAAGGUUAGAUAUUCCUUUUUCUUUGUUGAUUCUUAUUUCGUAUUUGAUACUUACAAAUUGUGUGAUUGAUACUUACAAAUUGGGUAUUUGAUACUUACUUACAAAUUGUUUAUUUGAUACUUACAAAUUGUGUAUUUGAUACUAACUUACAAAUUAUGUAUUUGAUACUUACAAAUUGUGUAUUUGAUACUUACAAAUUGUGUAUUUGAUACUUACUUACAAAUUGUGUAUUUGAUACUUACUUACAAAUUAUGUAUUUGAUACUUAAAAAUUGUUUAUUUGAUCUUACAAAAUGUGUAUUUGAUACUUGAAAAUUAUGUAUCUGAAUUUUAAAAAGUAUACAUUAUGAAUAAUGAUGACAGACCGAUGAAAUUAAUAAUGAUAAUAUCAUAUUGAUGACAUGAUAAUAAUGAAAGGAUUGAUAACAUGAUACUGAUCACAUGAUAUUAAUGGCAGGAUAAUGAUGAUAUGAUAAUAAUGAAAUGAUAAUGAUGACAUGAUAAUGAUACCCUUUUCCUGCAAUACUAGGUCAUUACUGACAAUGAAACAAGCAACUCAUACAAGAUCUGUGAUUAUUUGCCAUUCUCAAAUUACUCAUUCUCUGUGGAUUGUCAUCCUCUAGACUUCAAAGGAUAUUGGAGUGAAUCAGAGAUUUUAAAUAAUUUUAGAACUCCUGAAAGAGGUACUAAUUUUAGACUUUAGGCAAGUAUUUUUAUUAGUGGCUAGGCCACUAUUUUAAACUAUAGGCCAGUAUUUGUAUUAGUGGCUAGACCACCAGUUUAAACUAGGCCAGUUGUUAUAUCAUUAAAUCAGUGGCUAGGUCACCAUUUUAAACUAUAGGCCAAUUCUUUUAUCAGUGGCCAGUCCACCAUUAUAAACUAUAGGCCAGUUCUUGUAUCAGUGGCUAGGCCACCAUUUGAAACUAUAGGCCAGUACUUGUAUUAGAGGCUAGGCCACUAAUUUAAACUAUAGGCCAGUACUUGUAUUAGUGGUUAGACUACCAUUUUUAAUAUGUAGUCUUUCACUAUAUAAGCAAUAGCAUCUUAAAUCUAUAAAGCUAUUGUCCUUUCCCAGCUCCAACGUCUGGCCCAGUAACAACAAACGGAAGUUAUAACACUUCAGAUUGCAUGAAUGGUCUUCGAAAUGUUACUGUGUACUGGCAGGUCAAGUAUCAAUAAUUUUAGAUGUUUUGUUUCUUUUAUUUUAGACUAUGGUAACACUAUAUUACUAUUUAAUUGAAACCUAAUGUUGGACUAUGGUAACACUAUAUUACCCUUUAGAUGAAACCUAAUGUUGGACUAUGGUAACACUAUAUUACCCUUUAGAUGAAACCUAAUAUUGGACUAUGGUAACACUAUAUUACCCUUUAGAUGAAACCUAAUGUUGGACUAUGGCAGACCUGUUUACUCUUACGAUUUUGGCGUACAAUGUACGAUUUAGAGGUGUAUAAUUAUUUGUACUGUAUGUUUAUUUUUUUACUUUUAAGAUGUAUUGAACGAUUUUGUGAUGAUAUUUUAUGAUUUUAAGAGUUUGAGGGUAAACAGGUCUGCUAUGGUAACACUAUAUGACCCCUUAGAUGAAACCUGCUGCCCAUGGUGGUAAAGUUACUGUCUACUGCCCAUGGCAGCAAUGUGACUGACUACUUCCCAUGGUGGUAAAGUGACUGUCUACUGCCCAUGGUGGUAAAGUGGCUGUCUAUUGUCCAUGGUGGUAAAGUGGCUGUCUACUGUCCAUGGUGGUAAAGUGACUGUCUACUGCCCAUGAUGGUAAAGUGACUGUCUACUGUCCAUGGUGGUAAAGUGACUGUCUACUGUCCAUGGUGCGAAAGUGACUGUCUACUGUCCAUGGUGCGAAAGUGACUGUCUACUGUCCAUGGCAGCAAGAUGACUGUCUACUGUCCAUGGUGGUAAAAUUCCCGUUCACUAGCGCUUGAUAGGCAGCAGUGAAAUCUCUCUACAUUUUUUCCUUUUUGGAAUGUGUUUCUCAAAUGUUAUUCCUCAAUAUAGCCAUUUUAAUUGUUUCUAUAGUUAAGUAGUUACUAUCCUAGUGUCUCAUUUUUAUUUUACUUAGUUUACAUGUUUUUAAUAAUUGUAAAGCGCUUAGAGAUUUAAGGUAAGCGCUAUAUAAAAAUGCAUAAAUAAAUAAAUAAAUAAAGUGACUGUCUACUGCCCAUGGCAAUGGUAGCAAGGUGACUGUCUACUGCCCAUGGUGGUAAAGUGACUGUCUAUUGUCCAUGGUGGUAAAGUGACUGUCUACUGUCCAUGGUGGUGAAGUGACUGUCUACUGUCCAUGGUGGUAAAGUGACUGUCUACUGUCUAUGGUGGUAAAGUGACUGUCUACUGUCCAUGGUGGUAAAGUGACUGUCUACUGCCCAUGAUGGUAAAGUGACUGUCUACUGUCCAUGGUGCGAAAGUGACUGUCUACUGCCCAUGGUGGUAAAGUGACUGUCUACUGCCCAUGGUGGGAAGGUGACUGUCUACUGUCCAUGGUGGUAAAGUGACUGUCUACUGCCCAUGGCAAUGGUAGCAAGGUGACUGUCUACUGUCCAUGGUGGUAAAGUGACUGUCUACUGUCCAUGGUGGUAAAGUGACUGUCUACUGUCCAUGGUGGUAAAGUGACUGUCUACUGUCCAUGGUGGUAAAGUGACUGUCUACUGCCCAUGAUGGUAAAGUGACUGUCUACUGUCCAUGGCAGCAAGGUGACUGUCUACUGUCCAUGGUGGGAAGGUGACUGUCUACUGUCCAUGGUGGGAAGGUGACUGUCUACUGUCCAUGGUGGUAAAGUGACUGUCUAUGGCCCAUGGCAAUGGUAGCAAGGUGACUGUCUACCGCCCAUGGUGCGAAAGUGACUGUCUACUGUCCAUGGUGGUAAAGUGACUGUCUAUGGCCCAUGGUGGUAAAGUUACUGUCUACUGUCCAUGGUGGUAAAGUGACUGUCUACUGUCCAUGGUGGUAAAGUGACUGUCUAUGGCCCAUGGUGGUAAAGUGACUGUCUACUGUCCAUGGUGGUAAAGUGACUGUCUACUGUCCAUGGGGGUAAAGUGACUGUCUACUGUCCAUGGUGGUAAAGUGACUGUCUAAUGUCCAUGGUGGUAAAGUGACUGUCUACUGCCCAUGGUGGUAAAGUGACUGUUUACUGCCCAUGGCAGCAAGGUGACUGUCUACUGCCCAUGGUGGGAAGGUGUCUGUCUACUGUCCAUGGUGGUAAAGUGACUGUCUAUUGUCCAUGGUGGUAAAGUGACUGUCUACUGUCUAUGGCGGUAAAGUGACUGUCUACUGUCCAUGGUGGUAAAGUGACUGUUUACUGUCCAUGGCAGCAAGGUGACUGUACUGCCCUUGGUGGGAAAGUGACUGUCUACUGUCCAUGGUGGUAAAGUGACUGUCUACUGUCUAUGGCGGUAAAGUGACUGUCUACUGUCCAUGGUGGUAAAGUGACUGUCUACUGUCCAUGGUGGUAAAGUGACUGUCUACUGUCCAUGGUGGUAAAGUGACUGUCUACUGCCCAUGGUGGUAAAGUGACUGUCUACUGUCCAUGGCAGCAAGGUGACUGUCUACUGCCCAUGGUGGGAAGGUGACUGUCUAUGGCCCAUGGUACAAGGUAAAGUGAUUUGGGUUAGUCGAACUAAACUCAUAUUAACUGUUGGAGCCUAAGAUAUAGUUUAUAUUGACUUGUUUUUUUUCUUCGAACGUUUAAUUGGUAUUGUGUACACAAGUUGGUUGAGAGAUAUUUCAUCAUAAAGAUCCCGAACUAAAAAUAUCAAUUAUAUUUCACUAGCUACAAUUUAAAAAAGCACAUUUGAAUUAUAAAUAUUGCCCACCUUCUUAUGUGUUCAGUAGUGACAUAGGCUCUCAACCUGAUUGUUGUGAAGUUAUAGAUAAUUCAACCCGGCCCCAAUAACUGGAAGUGACUUGGGCUCUCAACCUGAUUGUUGUGAAGUUAUAGAUAAUUCAACCCGGCCCCAAUAACUGGAAGUGACUUGGGCUCUCAACCUGAUUGUUGUAAAGUUAUAGAUGAUUCAACCCGGCCCCAAUAACUGGACAUGACUUGGGCUCUGACCUGAUUGUUGUGAAGUUAUAGAUGAUUCAACCCGGCCCCAAUAACUUGACAAAGCUGGAUAAAGGCUCCCAAUCUGAACCAAGCUGGAAGUUGUGUUAGACCAGUGGUUUUCAACCUUUCUAAAGCCGCGACCCUUAAAUACAGUUUCUCAUGUUGUGGCGACCCCCAACCACAAAAUUAUUUUCAUUGAUACUUUAUAACCGUAGAGCAUAUGUGUUUUCAGAUCGUCUUAGGCGACCCCUUUAAAAGGGUCGUGCGACUCACAGGUUGAGAACGGCUGUGUUAGAUAAUAGCAAAUGUUUAAGGAAUAACUGUGACCAAAAAAUCGUGUAUUUUGAGAUACUGGUUGACAAAUGGUGGUCAAACUAAUUUACUGCCCUUUGAAUCAUAUAUUAAGAAGAUGCUUGAUUACUUUGUUUCAGGAGGUAGAAGAGUUGUCUAGAAAUGGAAUCAUUGUUAGCUACUCUGUGAUGCACAAUGGCCAGGUUUUGACAAGAGUUCCAGCUGGCAUGUUCCAAGCUACAGUAGUUGUCCGAUGUACUGACUCACCCCUGAUGUUGAACAUUUCAGCACAUAAUGGAGCU